AUGAAAGCUACGUCCCUGGGGCUGGAAUCGGCCACCAGCAAAACAAUCCACUAUCAAUCGAAGCUUACAAGAUCUCUCGAACACGAGGUCAAUAACCGGAGUAACCCAAACUCUUUUCGUUUGCCAUAUCUCAAAACUCUGCACCUUUUAUCGGUUAAAUUCUCGAGCGAUGAAUCUGUUGCGAAGCUUUUAGAAAGCUGUGAGGUUCUUGAUGAUUUGGUCAUAAAGCAAACCAAAGAUGGCAAUGUGAUGAUAUUCAAUAUCAAUGUGCCUUCUUUGAGGAGCUUAACUAUCGAUAACUCCAAAGGGAAACGUGCCUACGUUGAGGAGAAACAUGGGUUUGUGAUAAAUGCUCCUUCUUUGGAGAAGUUGGAGUUUAAAGAUACAUUCAGUAACUUUCUAAAGUUUGAACAUAUGCCCGAAGUGAUCAUGGCGAAUAUCAAGGUUGUUUGUGACCAAUCUGAGAAGUUCAUAGGGUCUCUUACCUCAGUCCAACAUCUUUCUCUUUGUUCACUAACUUCAAAGACUCCAUAUCCUAGUGGCACUCUCUUCUUCUUUCUUGAACAUCUAGAGUUAUGUACAUGCUCUGCGGGAUGGACGAAUUUACUUACUUGUAUACUCAAUGACGCUCCAAGACUUCGAACUGUCAAGCUUAAGUCGCAACAUGGUGCCCGUUACAAUGAUCCGAUGAACCUAUGGAACGAACCAACAGUUGUUCCCGAAUGUUUAACAAUGAAUCUAGAGUUCUUGGAAUGGAGACAAUAUGAAGGCACAGAGCAAGAGAGGAAAGUGGCUGCGUACAUACUAGCAAACGCUACUUGUCUAAAGAGGGCGACAUUCUCAACCAGAUGUAGAAACAAAUAUCAUCGCAUGCUCAAGAAGUUAAAGAAAAUGUCAAGGGUUUCCGAGACUUGUCAGUUGGUGUUUGACUAA
This is a messenger RNA of Eutrema salsugineum, 933 nucleotides long. RefSeq names its product putative FBD-associated F-box protein At5g56560. The transcript is spliced from 5 exons. The record is from RefSeq and is a predicted model, not a curated record. Bases 1 to 933 code for a protein of 310 amino acids. NCBI's taxonomy places the organism in Eukaryota, Viridiplantae, Streptophyta, Magnoliopsida, Brassicales, Brassicaceae.